Mercenaria mercenaria is the source of this 3930-nucleotide messenger RNA. Its product is annotated as monocarboxylate transporter 12-B-like. Gene Ontology annotation, molecular function: monocarboxylic acid transmembrane transporter activity. The record is from RefSeq and is a predicted model, not a curated record. Gene Ontology annotation, biological process: monocarboxylic acid transport; transmembrane transport. The coding region runs from base 596 to 1981 and encodes 461 amino acids. The transcript has 6 exons. Lineage: Eukaryota; Metazoa; Mollusca; Bivalvia; Venerida; Veneridae.
UAAAUUUAAGUUGGAAGCAGACUGAAAUUUUUAAUUAACUCACUACAGACGUUUUACUUUUUGUACUUUACACAAGUAUUAAGGUUGUUCAGGAUAAAUAGAAUAAGGUCACGUGAAACUUGCAUUUCAUGACACUAUCCGUUAAACAGGUCAUUACCAUAUUUCCAAUAAAUUGAAAAUUUGAAAGUCGUAAAUAUUUUAGUGAAAUAAUAAAAUAAAAGGAUUUGUAGAUAAAAGUCGUACCUUUAAGUUUAUUUUGUAUGAAAACAAGUAACAUUUAAACCACUUAUACUUUUCGUCUUAAAUUUGCAAUGUAGCAUGGCUUGUAAAUUUAUUCAUUAGAAAAAGUCUGAUACUGAUAAAAUGACAAAAUUACCGAUGGAAUCACGCAAUUACAUACUUUUAUAUAUUUCAAUUAGAAAAUGUCGCGAAACACGUAUUGACGCAUUUUUCAUGUAAGUAACUCGCACACAUUUUAUGAAAAAAUGGAGUUAUGUUAAACAUUUGUUUUAAAGUGACAUGUGCGAUAAUCGUUCAGGCGUACGUGAAGUUUAUGACAUAGACAGAAGAAGAGAAAAACGGGAACUGGAAAAGGAUGACGAAGAGAGACCAGAAGAAAGAAACGCAACCGUUCAAUACUGACAAGGAACGCAGCAUUGAUACAGCAAGCGAGAACUUUAGUGACCUGGAUACAGGAUGGGCAUGGGUGGUUCUGUUUGCAAGCUUUGGGACGUUCUGUUUACUCGGUGGUAAAAUGUAUGCUGUUGGAAUAAUUCAUUCGGCUCUACUGGAAAGGUACAGCAAGAGUGUUUCUUUGACGUCAUGGGCCGGGGCAUUGCAUACGGCGCUGUUUUCUCUUGGCGGACCACUGUCGAGUGCAGUUAUAGACAGAUUUAGCUGUAGGACGGCGCUUAUGUUGUCAGGCGUAUUCUUUAUCGCCGGUUAUAUUGGAACAGCCUUUGCAGACACUAUAGAAAUGGCAAUUUUUACUUGUGGGAUUCUAGCCGGCACAGGAGGCGCUCUGGGGUAUACAACAGCAAUGGUAGUUGUAAGUUUCAACUUUAAAAGGAGAAGAAAUCUGGCUCUUGGUAUCGCGGUUUCCGGUGUUGGAGCAGGAGUGUUUAUAUUGUCGCCAUUAAUGCAACUGUCACGUGACUAUUACGGACCAGUAGGAUUCUUUAUAAUUCUUGCUGCAAUGGCGGCGAAUGUAAUAACAUUUGGUGCGAUGUGUUUUCCAAGUAAAUUAGAAAUGCAUACAAAGAGACAAAGACAAUUUAAGUCACUCAGAUCUCGCGGGAAACAAUCUUGUUGUACGAGUUUUAAGUUAUAUAUACAUAUUCUGUUUAACAAAGCUGUCUUUUGUUUAUGUGCGUGUAUGUUCUGCUACUGUUUAGGAACAAAUCUAAUGUAUCUUUAUCUUCCAUCAUUUAUUGUGUCAAAAGGAUUCACAGCUUUGGAGGCAUCAUUCCUUGUUUCGCUAUCUGGAAUACUAUCUGUGUUUGGAAGGCUUUUGACAGGUUUUGCUGCGAAUUUGAGCCGUAUAAAUGACAUUUACUUGUUCUCAGGAUCAAUGGGGAUAGUUACAAUAGCUUGUUUUAUUUAUCUGUUGAUUUCGGGACAUUUUGCUGGUCACGUGAUAUUCGUGUCACUUUUUGGUUUAUUCUUUGGCAGCUCGUACGUCAUUAUUACCAGUGUGACAUUGCCGUUUGUUGGAAUUAAUUAUAUCUCGGCCGCAAUCGGGCUGGAGUUUUUCUUUGGGGGAGUCGGAUCAAUCAUUGGACCAGUUUUUGCAGGCUUUCUGGUGGAUGUUAGUGGUACAUAUGACCAAUCAAUCAUCGUCGCAGCGUCUUGCAUUUUAUUUUCCACGAUAUCAAGCGCAGUCACAGCGUGUUUUAAUCAAAAGAGCGACGACUUUUUACAGAAGGAGGAGACAGUAGCCGUGGUGGAUAACCAAAUAAAGGAAAAACAGUCUAUGGAAUAAAUACAUAUACUGUAUACUACCUGAUGACAAUAUACAUAUUAAGUAUUAUUUUUAGCUCACCUGAGCAAUGCUCAGGUGAGUUUUUCUGAUCGCUCGAUGUCCGGCGUCCGUCGUCCGUCGUCUGUCGUCUGUCGUCCGUCAACAUUUAGCUUGUGUAUGCGAUAGAGGCUGUAUUUUUCAAUUAAUCUUCAUGAAUAUUGGUCAGAAUGAUAACCUUGAUGAAAUGUAGGCCGAGUUCGAAAAUGGGUCAUCUCGGGUCAAAAACUAGGUCACUAGGUCAAAUCAAAGAAAAACCUUGUGUAUGCGAUAGAGGCUGUAUUUUUCAUUUAAUCUUCAUGAAUAUUGGUCAGAAUGAUAACUUUGAUGAAAUCUAGGCCGAGUUCUAAAAUCGGCCAUCUCGGGUCAAAAACUAGGUCACUAGGUCAAAUCAAAGAAAAACCUUGUGUAUGCGAUAGAAGUGGUAUUUUUCAAUUAAUCUUCAUGAAUAUUGGUCAGAAUGAUAACCUUGAUGAAAUCUAGGCCUGGUUCGAAAAUGGGUCAUCUCGGGUCAAAAACUAGGUCACUAGGUCAAAUCAAAGAAAAACCUUGUGUAUGCGAUAGAGGCUGUAUUUUUCAAUUCUUCUUCAUGAAUAUUGGUCAGAAUGAUAACCUUGAUAAAAUCUAGGCCGAGUUCGAAAAUGUGUCAUCUGGGGUCAAAAACUAGGUCACUAGGUCAAAUCAAAGAAAAACCUUGUGUAUGCGAUAGAGGCUGUAUUUUUUAAUUGAUCUUCAUGAAUUUUAGUCAGAAUGAUUGCCUUGAUGAAAUCUAGGCCGAGUUCGAAAAUGGGUCAUCUCGGGUCAAAAACUAGGUCACUAGGUCAAAUCAAAGAAAAACCUUGUGUAUGCGAUAGAGGCGGUAUUUUUCAAUUGAUCUUCAUGAAUUUUGGUCAGAAUGAUAACCUUGAUGAAAUCUAGGCCGAGUUCGAAAAUGGGUCAUCUGGGGUCAAAAACUAGGUCACUAGAUCAUAUCACGUAAAAACCUUGUGAAUGCUAUAGAGGCUGUAUUUUUCAAUUGAUCUUCAUGAAUUUUGGUCAGAAUGAUUGCCUUGAUGAAAUUUAGACCAAGUUCGAAAAUGGGUCAUCUGGGGUCAAAACUAGGUCACUAGGUCAAAUCAAAGAAAAACAUUGUGUAUGCAAUAGAGGCUGUAUUUUUCAACUGAUCUUCAUGAAAUUUAGCCAGAAUGAUAACCUUGAUAAAAUCUAGGCUGAUUUCGAAAAUGGGUCAUCUGGGGUCAAAAACUAGGUCACUAGGUCAAAUCGAAGAAAAACAUUGUGUAUGCAAUAGAGGAUGUAUUUUUCAAUUGAUCUUCAUGAAAUUUGGUCAGAGUGAUUGCCUUGAUGAAAACUAGGUCGGUUUUGAAUAUGGGUUAUCUGAGGUCAAAAACUAGGUCACUAGGUCAAAUUAAAGAAAAAUCUUGUGUAUGCGAUAGAGACUGUUUUUUUUCAGUUGAUAUUUAUGAAAUUUGGUCAGGUUGAUUGCCUUAAUGAAAUCUAGGUCGAAUUUGAAUAUGGGUCAUCUGAGGUCAAAAACUAGGUCACUUGGUCAAAUCAAAGAAAAAACUUCUGUAUGUGAUAGAGGCUGUAUUUUUCAGUUGAUCUUCAUGAAUUUUGGUCAGAAUGAUUGCCUUGAUAAAAUCUAGGUUGAGUUUGAACAUGGGUCAUCUAGGGUCAAAAACUAGGUCAUUUCUAAGAAAAUGCUUGUUUUAUCGCAAGAGACCAAUUUUUUGGUCCAAUCUUAAUGAAAAUUGGUCAGAAUAUUUGUUUCCAUGAAAUCACUAGGUCAAACAUGUUUUACACUGUUAUGGAGUGUUUCUUAGGUGAGCGACCUAGGGCCAUCUUGGCCCUCUUGUAUAUAGAUGCACGUAUAAUUCUUAUGACAAUAUAUUUCAUUAAAUGGCGUGUUUACAAGA